Bipolaris sorokiniana ND90Pr is the source of this 1845-nucleotide messenger RNA. RefSeq lists its product as uncharacterized. The record is from RefSeq and is a predicted model, not a curated record. The coding region runs from base 1 to 1845 and encodes 614 amino acids. The transcript is spliced from 2 exons. NCBI's taxonomy places the organism in Eukaryota, Fungi, Ascomycota, Dothideomycetes, Pleosporales, Pleosporaceae. Gene Ontology annotation, molecular function: transmembrane transporter activity. Gene Ontology annotation, biological process: transmembrane transport.
AUGGGAUUCAACUUCAAGGGACUGACCAGCAGUGCUAUCCUCUCUGCAAACACUUCUCCCAACACUGACAACAGGGAUAUUGCCGAUGUCCCAGCUUCUGUUCAGGGUCAUACCAGUAUGGAGGCUGCUCGUCCUGACGAGAAGCUGGGUACUCCAAGGGGAUCUUCGCUAAGCCAGAAUUCCGACGAGGAAUUGAACAAGGUCGACACCACUGCUGAACAGGGUGUACAGGCAGUUCAGGCUGCCUCCCUCAUAUGGAAGAAGAGGGACUUGAUCCUCGCAUACAUCUUCAUGUGGCUCAUCCAAUUCUUCACUGCCUAUGUAUCCAGCACUUCGAGCACCCUCUCGCCUUACGUCACUAGCAGCUUCAACCAACACUCCUUGACAGCCUUGACCACUGUCAUUUCAUCCAUUGUCAGCGGUAUCUGGAAGCUCCCCUACGCUAAGGUCCUCAACAUCUGGGGCCGACCCUUCGGUCUAUCCCUAGGUGUCUUCAUCUACGUAAUCGGACUUAUCCUAAUGGCAAGCUGCAACAACGUCAAAGCCUACUGCGCUGCGCAGACCUUCUUCUACGUCGGCUCCAACAGCAUCAACUUCUUCAUCACCGUCUUCAUCGCCGACACCUCCAAGCUGAAGAACCGAGGUCUCUUCAUCUCGUACGCUUCCUCUCCUUGGCUCAUCACCACUUGGGUCUACGGAUACGGUAUCAACGGUAUCACUGCUAACGGCGGUAUUGGAUGGCGCUGGGCCUUUGGCAUCUUCGCCAUUCUCGCCCCUAUCGUCGUGUCCCCUCUUAUCGUUCUCUUCGUAAUCUACGAGGGAAAAGCACGUCGCCAAGGCCUCAUCACUCCUCGCCCAAGCCGUGGCAACUUCACUCAAACUGUACACUACUACCUACGUGAAUUCGAUGCCGUCGGUCUCUUAAUCCUAGCAGCCGGGCUCUCGCUCUUCCUCCUAGCCUUCAACAUAUACUCGUAUCAGGCUGAAGGCUGGAAGUCACCCUUGAUCAUCUGCUUCAUCAUCUUCGGAGCGCUACUUGUUGUUGCCUUUGGCAUGUGGGAAAAGUACGGCGCUACAGUCACGUUUAUACCAUGGCCGCUGCUCAAGAACCGUACCGUCAUCUUCACAUACAUAAUGGCUGGUUCGCUGUACAUUGGCUGGUACUGCUGGGACUCGUACUUUUACUCGCUACUUGUCGUUCUCUUCAACCAGACUGAAGUCCACGCUACCUGGAUUGCGAAUAUCUACACAAUGGGCAGCUGCUUCAUCUGCAUUCUGUACGGUGUGGCGCUGAGGUACUACGGAAAAUUGAAGAUUUACUCCAUGUUCUUUGGUGUGCCCUUGACUAUGCUGGGUGUCGGUCUGAUGAUCAAGUUCCGCCAGCCUGACGAGAACAUCGGGUACAUUGUCAUGUGCAUGAUCUUCAUUGCCUUUGGUGGCGGUGUGUUGGUUAUCUCGGAACAGACAACGCUUAUGGCUGUCUCCAAGCAACAGGAUUUCCCUGCUCUCCUUGCUGUCGAGGCAAUGAUCAUCGCGAUUGGAAGCGCCAUUGGAUCUACCAUUGCCGGCGCAAUCUGGACCGGUGUCUUCCCUGUUCGUCUCCAGGCCAAUCUACCCGCAGAUGCCAUGAAGGACUUCAAGAACAUCUACGGCGACAUGAAGGUUCAGGCUAGUUACCCGGUUGGCAGCCCGACUCGCGAUGCUAUCAACCUCAGCUACGGCCAGACACAACGGUACAUGCUUAUUGCGGCCGUGUGCGUCUACUGCAUUACUCUCUUUAGCACUGCCCUAUGGGAGAACGUCGAUGUGAGGAAGAUGAAGCAACGAACUAUUGGUCUGUUGUAA